Molecule: messenger RNA, 2035 nt
Organism: Clupea harengus (Atlantic herring)
Lineage: Eukaryota; Metazoa; Chordata; Actinopteri; Clupeiformes; Clupeidae
Gene: chic1
Product: cysteine rich hydrophobic domain 1
Source: RefSeq, a predicted model, not a curated record
UGGCGCGUGUGAAUACUGAUGUCAUCUUGGCAGUGCUAGAGACGUCAUGAGCGUCUUACUGCCCAACAUGGCGGACUUUGAUACCAUUUAUGAGUUAGACGAAGAAGAUGAACGGAUAGUGAGUGAAGAACGCCUCGCCAGAUACUGCCCUGAACCCGUCAUUAUGCGAGGAGCUGGACACAUCACCGUGUUUGGCCUGAGCAAUAAGUUUGAUACAGAAUUUCCUUCAGUUCUUACAGGAAAGGUGGCUCCAGAGGAGUUCAAGAGCAGCAUCAGCCGGGUGAACGCCUGUCUGAAGAAGAACCUGCCUGUCAAUGUGAAGUGGCUCCUGUGCGGAUGCCUGUGCUGCUGCUGUACGGUGGGCUGCAGCCUGUGGCCUGUCAUCUGCCUCAACAAGAGAACAAGAAGAUCCAUCCAGAAAUUGUUAGAAUGGGAAAACAAUCGAAUGUAUCACAAGCUAGGGCUGCACUGGAAACUCAGCAGGAGGAAAUGUGAGAGCAGCAACAUGAUGGAAUAUGUGAUUCUUAUAGAAUUCUUACCCAAAUAUCCAAUUUUCCGGCCCGACUGAGGAGCCUGCUGGGAGAUUCUGGUGUGUGUGAUCCCUCUCUCCCAUCCUUAGUGCCUUGUAUAUAUGUUGGAGCGAGGGUCAUCACUCAUCACUCAUCAGCUCCCCUCCACACCACACCCAACCCCCCAUCUCCUUGUACAGUAGAAGUUGCAACACUGUCACUUUGUUUUAGAGCAGAUUUUGCACAUUUACCUGAUGUAGUAGAAACGCUCCUUUUGUUGCACUGAAAAACAUUUUGGUUUUGUUACAUAUGACAAUUGUGAUCUCAAGACAAAAAAGACAACCGAGAACUGAAACUGUUUAAAAGUGCAUUUACCCCAAAGAGCCAUCCAGUCCUCCACAUGGUGUAUCAAGAUAUCUGUGCAAGAACAGCUCACCUCUUGGUGCGUAUUUGCCUUAUGUUUAAUGACAACCCUUUUUUUCUAAAGAGAUGCGUGUUACAGGAGGAUUUGUUGUGUAGAACUUGUUUUGCCGUCUAACAGGCUCGGCUCUGCUGUGAGCUUUGAGGCAUUGUCUCCUCCUGAAAGCAGUUGUUCUUCCCCUACAAUGGAAUGCAAUGGUAUGGAUGCUUGGCCUCGGCAGCACCAGGGUUGUCCUGCACUUUUGGAGAUUCUCCUCAGGCUGCCUGUAGGGGGAAUGUCACGAGACUGACUUGUACAUACAUUAGGAUACAUUGAGCUGUACAGUGUGGUAUGCCAUGUUUACAUAAUGUUAAGCAGUUCAUUUGUCUUUUUGGUUCUGUUUUGCCAAUAUAUAUAACUGUACUAUAGAUUUGUUAAUGAACAAGUGUCUCCAUGACGUCUCCAAGUGAUAUUGACCCGUGUACCUUAGAAAGCCAUAACUUUUGAUGUACAUAUUGCCAGAGUUCAGGGCUGAACAUUGCACUUGAGCGAUGGAGGAGAUGAGGGUGCCUGUCCGCGCUCUGGCUGACUCCCAGAGAGAGAGUGGGCCUUUUACACUGAUAAUACCCACUGGCUGUGGAAGCAUGAUCAUGCCAACUAAGGACUCCAUCUCGCACCAAACUGACGUGUCAUCUAUUUCAACUCGAGUCAUCAUGUGAUGUUUCCUUUUUUUAUUUUUUAAAACCUGCACUUUGUCGUCCCCUCUCCUCUCCUGCCAUAGUCGUCUUGGGGUUUAGCAUCCUCAUUGUAGGCGUCCUUAUGUUCAUAUGCUAGCUGUGCUCCCCGUGGACACACUCUCUGAACUGGGUGUCAUUCUGCACAGGUAAUCUCCUUCCCUUUCCAUGUAGUCGGCCCGCUGCAGUAGAGUGCCUCUUGGACGUGUCGAUGAACCUUGGCCAAGAGAAUGGUUUAAUAUGUCAUUAAUAUAUCGGUCUAACAGGGAGUCAGAAACCUCCUCUCUCGCCGUAUUGGUCCUGUCACAGAGCUCUUGUAAAUGUUUGUCAUUACCCAAUCCUAUGGAAAAGGCUUCAAUAAAUGGUCAAUUUUUACUUUUCUUUUCCCAAAA